This is a messenger RNA of Sphaerulina musiva SO2202, 1263 nucleotides long. RefSeq names its product ras-domain-containing protein. Gene Ontology annotation, molecular function: GTPase activity; GDP binding; GTP binding. Lineage: Eukaryota; Fungi; Ascomycota; Dothideomycetes; Mycosphaerellales; Mycosphaerellaceae. Bases 437 to 1141 code for a protein of 234 amino acids. The record is from RefSeq and is a predicted model, not a curated record. Gene Ontology annotation, cellular component: plasma membrane. Gene Ontology annotation, biological process: signal transduction. The transcript is spliced from 4 exons.
CCACAACCCUCUCCUCCCCAACCAAAAAGUCUUCAUCCCUCCAACCGUUGCCCUACCCUCCCUACCCAAGGUCCCCUAAGACGCCACAUGCAUCCGCGUCCGUGCCGUCCAGUGCUGCUGUUGUGAUCCCGCAGCCUGCGCCUCCUCCGGUCCCCUCCCAUCUUUGUUCCCGAUUCCAAUCAUAUCACCUGCGGGACGCGCAUCACGUCGGUUUGGAUGGACCAUUGCACGCUCGACGCCUACUCAGUCGGAUAUCCACCUUGUCAUACCCUCCGGGGAGGUGUGAUCUGUAGGCGCAGCUUCCUCUUGCGCUCUCUCUGACCGGCCUGGGAAAGAAGGGGGGAAAAGGCGGCAAGGCGGCGGCGGGUACAGUAGUAGUCAAAGCAGUGUAGAGGGAGCCAAGCCAGCUGCAAAAGUUGCUUUGCUUGCUGCAAUCAUGUCUCGAGCAGGGUACCAGAGAGAAUACCACAUUGCCGUGCUGGGCUCCGGCGGAGUGGGCAAGAGUUGUCUGACUAUGCAAUUUGUCCAGGGGAUAUUCAUAGAGCGAUACGAUCCGACCAUCGAGGACUCAUAUCGCAAGCACAUUGACGUAGAUGGCAGACAUGUGGUCCUGGAGAUCAUGGAUACGGCAGGAACAGAACAAUUCACGGCCAUGAGAGACAUGUACAUGAGACUGGGCCAGGGCUUUCUCUUAGUGUUCAGCAUCACCUCCGCAUCGUCCCUCCGCGAACUCGUCGAGCUCCGCGAACAAAUAGUGCGCACGAAAGGCGAUCCACAGUUCCCCAUUGUGCUCGUGGGAAACAAGUCGGAUCUCGAGGAAGACCGGGCCGUGUCGAGAGCCAAAGCGUUUCAGCUUUCGCAGAGUUGGGGAAAUAUACCAUAUUACGAGACGAGCGCACGACGAGCUACGAAUAUCAACGAAGUUUUCAUGGAUGUCUGCAGGCAGAUUAUCAGAAAGGAUCUCGCAAGAGCACGAACAGACGAUGGGGGAGGUGGUGGAGGUGGGGGUGGAGGUGGUGGUGACAGACGGCGUCGGGAACGGAGGAGAAGAGACGAUCGAGACGGGCGCAGAGAUAGAGGCGGCGGCGGCGGCGGUGGCGGUGGUGGUGGUGGUGGCGGCUCGAGAUGUACGAUAUUGUGAUAAUGCUACUCAGCCAUCCAUCCAUCCAUCCACAUCCACCUAGGUGUCGAGCGUGCAAGCUGCAUACGCCUUCUUUCCUCACCUGCAUGCAUGCAUCCUCAUAGGGUGGUCGUUCACGCGCG